Aspergillus tanneri is the source of this 2292-nucleotide messenger RNA. RefSeq names its product exosome nuclease subunit RRP6 (gene RRP6). The coding region runs from base 1 to 2292 and encodes 763 amino acids. Gene Ontology annotation, biological process: nuclear polyadenylation-dependent rRNA catabolic process; exonucleolytic trimming to generate mature 3'-end of 5.8S rRNA from tricistronic rRNA transcript (SSU-rRNA, 5.8S rRNA, LSU-rRNA); histone mRNA catabolic process. The transcript has a single exon. Gene Ontology annotation, molecular function: nucleotide binding; nucleic acid binding; 3'-5'-RNA exonuclease activity. The record is from RefSeq and is a predicted model, not a curated record. Lineage: Eukaryota; Fungi; Ascomycota; Eurotiomycetes; Eurotiales; Aspergillaceae. Gene Ontology annotation, cellular component: nuclear exosome (RNase complex); nucleolus.
AUGGAUUCCGCUGCGGAUUUCCCCCCGUUUCAAGAACGGCUGACAUCGUCGCUUCUGCAGAUGACGCGCACCGUUGGACAGCUCUCCGCUGAAGAUCUCAAUUUCCACCGAUCCUCAAGCUCCGAGGUCUCCGAGUCUCUGGAUGAGCAAGGCGGUCGGAUCCUGUCUCUCACUUCGUCGAUUCUGAAAGCCGCAACCGCCGGCACGGACAUAUCCGCACCUGUUUUGAACGAUGAGGAUUCCAUCGAGGAUAAUUGGCGCGGCGUGGUGGAUGUGAUCGAUGCGCUACUGGAAAAGGCCGAUGCGUGUUUGGAUGAGUUCACUGGCGUUAUCAAGAAAUUGAGCCCGUCGCAGCAAGAACAAAAUGCCGCAAAGUCGUCGACGAAAAAGACCCCGUCCAAGUUCCCUACCAUUUACGACUACGGUCCGUCAAAGAUACCUAAGCCACAGGUUGAGUUCCACCGCGCGGUGGACAACACCGACGUCUCGCCUUUCAAGCCUUUGAUUCGCUCGAAGCCACAUGCGAUGGUGCCGUUGGAGAAGUCGCUGGAGGGCUAUGUUCACCCCUACGAGCCGGAGAUCCGCGCCUCGAAGUAUCCGGCAUCUAUAUAUGAGGUUUCUUCGCCUGUCGAUUACCUGCCGUUUGAGUCUACGACUGCUACGUUUGUGGAUACGAUGGAAGGGGUGAUGGAAAUGUUGGGUGAGCUGAAGUCGGCCAAGGAGAUCGCGAUUGAUUUGGAACAUCACGAUGUACAUUCGUAUCAUGGCCUUGUGUCGCUGAUGCAGAUCAGCUCUCGCGAGAAGGAUUGGGUUGUGGACACGUUGAAGCCGUGGAGGGAAGAACUUCAGGUGCUUAACGAAGUGUUUGCGGACCCUAAUAUUCUCAAGGUUCUUCACGGAUCGUCGAUGGAUAUUAUCUGGCUCCAACGUGAUUUGGGGCUGUACGUCGUCGGCAUGUUCGAUACGUAUCAUGCCGCGUGCGCCUUGAACUACCAAAAACGGAGUUUGAAAUUUCUUUUGCAAAAGUUCGUCAAUUUUGAGGCCGACAAGAGGUACCAGAUGGCCGACUGGAGAAUCCGGCCUCUCCCAUCCGGAAUGUUCGACUACGCUCGUUCUGAUACCCAUUACCUUCUUCACAUAUUCGAUCAUCUGCGCAAUGAGCUCGUCGGGAACUCUGUGCCUAAUCAUAACCUCAUUGAUUACGUCUUGGAACAGUCGAAGAAUGAAGCCCUGCAACACUACGAGCGUCCUGUUUACGAUGCCACUACUGGACAGGGUCCAGGUGGCUGGUACGAUUAUCUGUGCCGCAAUCCUGCCGUCCUCAGCAAGGAACAGUUUGCAGUUUUCAAGGCCGUGCAUCAAUGGCGUGACGAGGUCGCCAGAAUCGAAGAUGAGGGUGUGCAAUGUGUUUUCCCAAAACACAUUCUAUUCAAGGUUACCCAUGUCAUGCCGCAGGAUCUGGGUACCCUAUUCCGGACCUUGUCGCCAGUGACGCCUAUUACCAAAGACCGGUCGUCGGAUCUAUUGGAAGUCAUCAAGAAGGCGAAAAUCGAGGGUGCCACAGGCCCCGAAUGGCGCGACGUUUACGUAAAGCCUUCCAAGACAACACACGCAGUGCCUGCAGUAGAGCCAGGCCCUACGAUGCCGCUUACCGACCGGGCGACACACCCCACCGCUGCUCGCUAUGAAAAGUCCCAGUUCUGGGGCGGAAUAUUAAACUCCAAAGAACCUCUAACCCCUCCUGAAUACUCUGCCGUUGCCUCUGUCGAAGCCCUUCGGCUUUCCCUACCCCUUCCGCCCAUGCCACGAACAGUUUCCGAGGCGCGCCAGAAACUUGGCGAAGCCGCGGCAGCCGCCAAACCCUCACCCACCACAGCUCCCCGAGAAUCUCCCGAGGACAUCGAGAGGAAAAUAUUUACCGUCAAGGAAUUGGGUGGACCACGCAAACGCAAGGCUGAUCCUGCUCCCGCUGGAGAUGUCGCGCAGACACCUUCUCCGGUACUUGACGACAUAAGCGCCACCAUCGAUCUUUCAGGGAAACCAUCGAAGAAACAGCGCCGGAAGGAUAAGAAGAGCAAAUCUGGUUCUCAGACCCCGCAGGAGUCGAACCCCCAGGAAAUGGAACCGCUCAAUUAUGAGGCAGCAGACUCCGUACUGCACGCGCCGACUACGCAGGGAUCAGGUCUGCCGAAGAAGGCACCUUUCAACCCCUACGCCAAGGCAAUGGAUGCGCCGUUUGGUGCGCGCAAACAAAAACGAGAGAUGUCUGGAAAGACGUUUACUUUCCGGUAA